AUGUCAAAACCUAUAUUAUCUAGAAAGCAAAGCAAAGAGUCCAUAAUUCCUGCAAAAACAGAUACUCUAUCACAAACUCAGCCAAUUAGCUCAUCGCUUCUAAAAAAUUUUUCUGCAUUAAGCUUAUCAAUUUCAAAAUUUCCUAAAUUAAACGAAUCAUUGAAGCUUAAAAACAAGUCUCCACUUAAGAAAAUCGUAAGAUCACGGUCAAAAUCCACACUAAAGCAUCCAAGUGAUCUAAAUUUAUCAAAAAUUGAUAUCGUUAUUUGCAGAUUUUUGAACUUUACCACCUAAGUGUGGAAAUUUUUUUCCGCGUGUGAAAAGGUGUUUUUCACGUGUGGAGCCCUUUUGAUUUCACAUGUGUAAUCCUCUUUUCACACGCGGAAAAAUUUCCACACUUAGGUGGUAAAGUUCAAAAAUCUGCAAAUAACGAUAUUAGUGUAAAGCCAAAAUCAAAAAGACAUAACAGAUCAUGCUCCUCCAGCUUCAUCAUGGACCCUCAAAAUAAAACUUUUAUUGGGCUAUCAGAAGGAAAACCAAAUGAAAGUAAAGUGGUAAAGCUUGACCAGUCCAUUGACAAUUUCAAAGCAAUUUCUGUCGAAAAUUCAUGCGAAUUAAAAUUUACGAAUUCUCCUGAUCUUGAGCACAAGUUUGACCAAGAACUAAAAAAAUUUGAAAAAAUGACCGAUAAUGAUUUUAAAUUAGAACAAAAGUUUUUAUUUGCAAAAAAUACAUUUUCAAAAAUCCUUGAAAACGACAAUGAGUUUACCUCAAUUUUAAUUAAAAUAAAAGGUGUCUAUGAUGCAUACAUAGAACAUUUACUUUUAAAAUGCGAAAACAAGUUAAAAAAAUCGAUAGAUUUGCAUUUAGAAAGCAAAAAUUUGUCUAAUCACAUUGAAAAAUCAAGAGAAAAAAUCAUAGAAGACUACAAAAAAUUAAAAACAGAAUUAAAUGCAGCAAACAAAAAAAUCAACGAUUCAGUUGUUAGGGAGAAAAAAUACAUUAAACUUUUAAGUUCACUCGAAAAGCAAGGGUACCCCAUACAAGAAAUCUAUAAUAAUCUCAAAAUGGAACCGAAAAAGAACAGAAGUUCUCUUGCUUCAAUCGAUGAAGACUCAUCAACAACUACAGAUUAUUCAGAGGUUUCUAGUCUAAAACGUGAUAGUAACGUUCCGAUCCCGAAAUUGUCGCUUCCCGAACACUUAUCUGAUGGUUAUCAUCAAGAAUUCAUGUCUAAAUUUAGCGAGUUUUCUGAGUCAUGGAGAAUUCAAAUAGAAAAAGACAAAAGAUAG
Blepharisma stoltei is the source of this 1292-nucleotide messenger RNA. The record is from the annotation of a GenBank genome assembly. NCBI's taxonomy places the organism in Eukaryota, Ciliophora, Heterotrichea, Heterotrichida, Blepharismidae.